CCUUUUCUAUCGAUAUGACAUCGACUAGUACAUAAACGACAGGCAACCUAAAAACUGAUAGUGUGAGUAACGACCAACAACGUCAUCCCGCAGUGAACCAAGUCAUCGAGCCUGAGCAGACAAUUUGAUCAGCAUUAGUUGGCGGGAUACUGUUCCAAGUCUUCAUUGGCUGUAACUAUCAGCGGCAAAAUUUGAAAAGGGCACAGACAAUAGUAUUUGGAUGUUUCAAGUAUGACUAAUUUGAACGUACAAGACAUUGAGACCAAGAUAACGGGAGAUGACGAAAUUCAAAAGAUACAAGACACUGAAGAACCCCAUGAAGAUAACUCAAAAUGGUCCAACCAGUUCCAGAGUACCUUGGCUAUGCUAGGAUUCAGUGUUGGAAUGGGCAAUCUAUGGAGAUUCCCCUAUGUUUGCCAAAGAAAUGGAGGAGGUGCAUUCCUGAUCCCAUAUAUUAUCUUCGUGUUAUUUCUCUCAAUGCCGCUAUUUUUCCUCGAAGUUGCACUUGGUCAGUUUUCUGCUCGAGGACCAAUAAAGGUGUGGUCGUUGUGUCCAAUCAUGACAGGUAUCGGUUAUGGCAUUCUGACUCUCGGCUGUCUUGUCGUGCCAUACUUCAGUAUGGUGUUUGCUUGGGUUCUCUACUACAUAUACAGCUCCUUCUCCACGGUACUGCCCUGGACAAAUUGCGAUAAUACAUGGAACACACCACAGUGCGUUUCUUCAAGGGAGACGCGUCUCUCCAUUCCCCCGAAUGUGUCUCUGGAACAAGUCACUCACCGAGCGGAGAGCGGGAAUACGUCUACAGACAUAGCAAGUGUCUUUGGUCACACGUCCACUGAGGAAUUCUGGCAAUACCGUGUUCUGGGCAUCUCCUCUGGGGUCGACGACCUUGGGCCUGUACAACCCCAUCUGGUUCUUUGUUGGUUCCUUACCUGUCUGGUUGUAUUGCUCUGCAUCAUUAAAGGAGUUGGAUCUGUCGGAAAAGUGGUGUAUGUGACGGCGUUGAUGCCUUACGUUCUUCUGACGGUGUUGUUGGUCCGGGCAUGCACGAUGCCUGGUGCAAGGGAUGGAAUUUUAUUCUAUCUGACGCCCGACUUUGCACGUCUUAAACACUCUCAGGUGUGGCUGGAAGCUCUGAUACAAGUGUUCUUCUCAAUGGGUCCGUCAUGGGGCACCUUGAUAACACUCUCAAGCCACAACCCGUUCCACAGCAGCAUAAUAAGGACAACAAUCGUGGUAACAGUAGCUGGAAGCUUCACUAGUGUGUUUGCUGGAUUCGUGGUCUUUUCAACUGUUGGGUACCUGGCUCACAGUCUUCGGCAACCCAUUGAUGACGUCGUCACAUCAGGACCUGGCAUUGGAUUUAUCAUAUAUCCAGAAGCAGUUGCACUUCUUCCAGUGCCUCAGCUAUGGUCGGUCCUCUUCUUUGUAACAACGUUGAUGAUGGUGAUAGACUCUGUGUUCGCAAAUGCUGAAUCAGCUCUCAGAUGCAUAAAAGAACUUCUGCCAGAGCGGUUUCAUUUCAAGUACAUGCAGCCCGUCAUGGCGGUUGCGUUCAUGGGAGCAACGUUUUUGGUGGGGCUCAUCUUUACCACUCGAGGUGGCGUGUACCUGUUUACGUUGAUUGAUUGGUAUGUUGUGGCAGUCGUCUUGUUUGUCACUGCGGUACUUCAGUGUAUCGCCGUUGGCUGGUUAUACGGAGCUGAGCGCUUCUCUUCUGAUGUAGAAGCCAUGACAGGCAGACCACUGCCAGCCAUCUACAUGCUCGUGUGUUUUAUCUUCAUUUCUGCGGCCUUGCUGAUGGUGCUUGUUCUCACUAUGGCUUCGUACGAGAAUCCAACAUACCGGUACUAUAAGUACUCCGGAUAUGCUGUGGUCGCCGGAUGGUGUAUUGCCCUGGUGUCAGUUGUCCCUAUUCCUGUAACCAUGGUGGUGACAAGACUCAGAAGAAAAGGAUCUCUGUUCGAGCGAGUGAAAGACUCGGUGUCUCCAGACCCUGUCUGGCAAAGGUUAAGAAAGCGACAUGAUCUCGAAGAGCGAACAGAUUCAAUCUCCAUCAAAGAUACGUUUUUGUUUAUGCUCGGAAUCAACAGAAGGAGACAUCAUUUCUAAGUUAUCUUGCUGCCCUGUACGUGCCUUUUUCGGGACGUCACCUGCCUACCACUUCACAGUCUGAUCGCACCUGUGACCUUUGUGGAGAUUUUCACUUAAAAUAUGCAAACAACUAUCCAUAUAAUGUAUAUAGCUUAGUUCACUUUUCUGUUAUUAACCAAUAAUGUGCUACCCGUUCCCUAAAUUGACAAGUUUAGAUGAAAAGAAGUCAUUGUUUUGCUUCACAGAAUUUAAAGAAAUGUAAUUAUAUAAAAUAGUUUUACUGGUCUCGGUCUACAAUGACUUGUGUGUUAAGUUCGUUUCUUACAGAGUUAUUGCCCUUGAUCCUUGUUUUGCAACUCAGUGCAUCCUAGCUGACAUGAGAACGAUGUUUCUCGGAAACCUUUGAAUAUAUUAUAUGAAUGUUUCCAUACACAUCUAAGAGAUACUUUUCCAGACAAAGACAGUGGUUGGCGUAAAUUAUUUUUGUGCACAGUUACGGCCUUACCUCACUCACUUUAUAGAAUCUGAAAUGGGGAGUUCGAGUGCCAAAACCUAAUUCAUUCCUGUGUUACGUCCCUUGCUACAUGUUUUCGAAUCUGCACAUGACGUCAUCAGUGGCGACGUUGUCUGAAACUUCCUAAAAGUCUGCAUACUAAUACUAGAAACUUGUUAAUUAUUAGCUAAAACAAAGGUCCCGUUAAAACAUGUUUCUCUAAAGUUGCAGCCUUUGAUCUAUGUUAUUUCAUUUCCUGACUGACUGAGUUUCGUUUAACGCCGCAUUUACCAAUAUUCCAGCUACAUCACGGCGGGGGACACCAGAAAUGGGUUUCACACAUUGUACCCAUGUGGGGAUUCGAACCCGGGUCUUCGGCGUGACGAGCCAACGCUUUAACCAUUAGGCUCCCCCACCGCCCCCUCAUUUCCUGAACGAUGGCUGCAGUGGGUGAAGAUUUCUCAGGAAAUCAGCAUUGAGGUGAUAUGUCCCUGGUGAAGGAAGGAUAGUGACACUGUGACACAGUUAAUUGCAGUCUGUCACAUUGAUAUACUACAGGCCAUGCACCUGCUAUUGAUCAAUAUCAAUAUGUUAUCAAGAUGUUAUUACAGCCGUUUGACAUCUAAAUGAUCGAGGCGGGCAAACUAAUAUUUCUAAUUGACUUCUAUGUGCCUAUUCGCACGCUAAGGGAUCAGAUGAUCAGGAAUGCAGCUGAUAUUGUUUUUUGUUAACUUUUUAAACUUUCGGUGUGAACUCGGGAAUUUAUAUAAUAUACAGUAAAUUCACAAUGGCCGUAUCUCUGUAAGAGCAUAAUAAAUGUCAUGAUUGUUGCUAAACUUAAAGAUAGUAA
Molecule: messenger RNA, 3437 nt
Organism: Haliotis rubra (blacklip abalone)
Lineage: Eukaryota; Metazoa; Mollusca; Gastropoda; Lepetellida; Haliotidae
Product: sodium- and chloride-dependent glycine transporter 2-like
Exons: 15
Coding region: 232-2112 (626 amino acids)
Biological process (GO): sodium ion transmembrane transport
Cellular component (GO): membrane
Source: RefSeq, a predicted model, not a curated record